This is a messenger RNA of Schistosoma guineensis, 1383 nucleotides long. NCBI's taxonomy places the organism in Eukaryota, Metazoa, Platyhelminthes, Trematoda, Strigeidida, Schistosomatidae. The record is from the annotation of a GenBank genome assembly.
AUGAGCGCUUUCCGAUACUUCUCUGUCAUUGAUACGGAACAUUGGACAUUCGUGAUAUGUCAACUUUUCACGCUACUAUCAGGCUGUGUCAUGCAGAAAUGCAUACCACCAUGUACAGAAAAUUCCAAGCGCCGUCACCUUUUUGAGUUUGUCAGCGGAUUUUUGAUGAUGUAUCUUGUUUAUGGACCUCUAGUUGUUCAUAUGCUUGCUCAAGCCAUACCGGCAUACUUGAUGAUGGUUUUUCUUCCAUCAUCUGUUGCUCAGUAUGGCAUUUUAGUUUUCUCAAUGGCAUAUUUAUCUUCAGUACAUAUUCACAGGUGUAUGUAUAACCCUCGACUUGAUAUCUCUGCGGCUCUGAUGGUGCAAACUCAAAAGCUGUCUUCUUUGGCUUUUAACAUCAAUGAUGGAGUAAAGUUGUCAAAGAAAGGAGUAGCUGACCAAGAAUACCACAAGCUUCAUGCCGUCGAACGUCGACCUCGUCUUCUCCAGUUCGGUGGAUAUCUAUUCUCAUUUCAUAAUGUAAUGAUUGGCCCCUUCAGCUUUUUUGCUGAUUAUAUGAGAUUUAUUCAGGGUCAAGAAUCAGAUCAGCUUCUCGAUGAAACUGAUAAAAAGCGAUUCGAGGAUAACAAGGAGGCGAUACGUUCCGCUAAAGCAGAGAAAUGGAAACAGGUGAAACUUCUACUACUUCAUUCUAUAUUAGUCUUAUGGUCCUUUCAUAGUUUUAAACCCGAGGAAUUUCUGUCUGAAAGUUUUGCAAAAAAGAAUUACUUUCAAAAAUUCAUCUACCUGUCAAUCGCGUGUUUUGGUUUUCGUCAAAAGUUCUAUUUUGCUUGGACUCUUAGUUGUCUAUCAAAUUUAGUCGCAGGUUUUGGAUUUUCUGGAUUUAAUAGUGAAGGCGAACCGGAAUAUCGUCUGGCUACUAAUAUUUACUUUUUGCCUAUUGAGCUUGGUACAAGUACAAAAACAAUCAUAGAUUCUUGGAAUACAGCAACAACACGUUGGUUACGUGAAUGUAUAUAUGAUCGUGUACCAAAACGUUAUGCUGUUUGGGCAGUUUUCGUUGCAUCAGCCAUGUGGCAUGGUUUCUAUCCAGGUUAUUAUCUAGUUUUUGUAUCUGCAGCUCUAAUCACAGUGACAGGAAGAGUUUGUCGAAAACAUCUCCGGCCGUAUUUUCUUCAUUCGUCCGGAUUACAUUGUUUCUAUAAUGUACUAACUAAUUUAGGCGCUAUGUUAUGUUUAAAUUAUUUGGGUAUACCGUUUCUUCUAUUGACUACUGAUAAAGUUUUGCAUUUUUGGAGACAAAUGCACUUUAUUGGGCAUAUUGGACCAUUGGCUUUAAUUAUUGGCGUUCCUUUAUUAUGUGGUAAACCAGGAGAAAUAUAG